AAAAUGUCGCUUGCGAGCUUUUUACCAGCGCCAAUCCAGCUGUCGCAGGAUCAGCUGGAGGCAGAAGAGAGACUCAGGGUACAGAAGUCCUAUUCCACAGCCCUGGUUUCAUCCCGCAGAGAGCCUCCACCCUACGGCCACAGGAAAGGCUGGAUACCGCGCUCACUUGAGGACUUUGGAGAUGGCGGUGCUUUCCCAGAGAUCCAUGUUGCCCAGUUUCCCUUUGAGAUGGGCAGGAAGAAAAAGACGUCCAAUGCCCUGGCGCUGCAGGUGGACGCAGAGGGGAAGAUCAAAUAUGAUGCCAUAGCCAGACAAGGACAGGGCAAGGAAAAGGUGAUCUUUAGUAAGUACACAGACCUGCUUCCUAAGGAAGUUCUGAAUGACGAAGCUGCAGAACUACAAAAGCCAGAUGAGGAGGCUGUCCGAGAGCUGACAGAAAAGACACGUACUGCCCUGGAGAAGCAGGUGUCUCAGAAGAUUGCCGCUGCCAUGCCUGUGAGGGCAGCAGACAAACAGGCCCCUGCACAGUACAUCAGGUACACUCCAUCACAGCAAGGGGUGGCGUUCAACUCAGGAGCAAAGCAGAGGGUCAUCCGCAUGGUGGAGAUGCAGAAAGACCCCAUGGAGCCCCCGCGAUUCAAGAUCAAUAAGAAAAUUCCUCGUGGACCCCCCUCUCCUCCAGCCCCUGUCAUGCACUCCCCAAGCAGGAAGAUGACUGUCAAAGAGCAACAGGAGUGGAAGAUCCCCCCCUGUAUAUCCAACUGGAAGAACGCAAAGGGGUAUACUAUUCCUCUGGAUAAGCGUCUGGCUGCAGAUGGCAGAGGGCUUCAAACGGUUCACAUCAAUGAGAACUUUGCCAAAUUGGCCGAGGCCCUCUACAUUGCUGACAGAAAGGCCAGAGAGGCAGUGGAGAUGCGUGCCCAGGUAGAGAAGAAGAUGGCCCAGAAGGAGAAGGAAAAGAAAGAGGAGAAGCUGAGAGAACUGGCCCAGAUGGCCCGAGACCGCAGGGCGGGAAUCAAAGGUCACAGUGACAAAGCAGGUGGUGAAGACAGCGAGGCCAGAGAGCGUGACGAGAUCCGCCACGACAGAAGGAAAGAGAGACAGCACGACCGGAACAUUUCCAGAGCCGCUCCUGAUAAGAGGUCAAAGCUCCAGAGGGACCAGGACAGGGACAUCAGCGAACUCAUCGCUCUGGGAAUGCCCAAUCCCCGUUCCUCCAGCGAGGCCCAAUACGACCAGAGACUCUUCAACCAGAGCAAGGGUAUGGAUAGUGGUUUUGCAGGUGGUGAGGAUGAGACGUAUAAUGUUUAUGACCAGCCGUUCCGAAGUGGCAGAGACAUGGCCCAGAAUAUUUACAGGCCCAGCAAGAACAUGGAAAAGGACUUCCACUCGGAUGACUUUGAUUCACUCAUACAAAACAACAGAUUCGUCCCUGACAGAGAGUUCUCAGGCACUGACCACAGCCAGAGGAGAGAGGGACCGGUGCAGUUUGAGGAAGAUCCCUUUGGUCUGGACAAGUUCUUGGAAGAGGCUAAGCAGCACGGCGGCUCCAAGAGGCCGUCCACCAGCGGCCGCUCCAAGGAGGAUUACCAUGACAAGAAACGCCGGAAGGAGUAAGAGGACACAGAGGCCGACUAAGGGGGCUGCUGGAAUCCAAGAAGGUGUUGAGGUGCUCUGUCUGCUCGGAGUGACAAGAAGUGAUCCAAGACCCACGAGUUUCUAUCAGGAAUGGUCCAUUUUCUCUUUC
Molecule: messenger RNA, 1747 nt
Organism: Lampris incognitus (smalleye Pacific opah)
Lineage: Eukaryota; Metazoa; Chordata; Actinopteri; Lampriformes; Lampridae
Gene: snw1
Product: SNW domain containing 1
Exons: 14
Coding region: 4-1617 (537 amino acids)
Biological process (GO): mRNA splicing, via spliceosome
Cellular component (GO): spliceosomal complex
Source: RefSeq, a predicted model, not a curated record